Messenger RNA from Entrophospora sp. SA101, 1269 nucleotides. The record is from the annotation of a GenBank genome assembly. Lineage: Eukaryota; Fungi; Glomeromycota; Glomeromycetes; Entrophosporales; Entrophosporaceae.
AUGACAAAACGUAAAAAAAAAGCACAACAAGAAGAUUUCAAAAAACAAAAAUUAAAAGUUGGUAAAGCCAAACCAAAGGCUAGCAAUUUUACUAACACCUCAUUUAAAUCAAGAGCAAUAUCAUUACCAAAUCAAAGUAUCACUGAAGAUAAGUCGAAUCUAAUAACUAAUACAAGAAAACUAUCAUUAAGUGAAUUGCUAACGCAAUUAAGACAUUAUAAUUCUAGAACAAGAAAAGAUGCAAUUCAGGGUCUUGGGGAUCUUUUUCAUGCAUAUCCAAAUAUAUUAUCGCAUUCGUUAUCCAUCUCAAUAAACUCACUUGUUCGAUUAAUUUCCGAUGAAGCAGAAUUAAGACCAUUUAUUCCACUUCUUAUCUUAUUCACAUGUUCUGCAAUGUCCAGUAUACAUGAAGAUAUACGUAUAGAUUCCAUUAAAUUUAUGAAUAUAUGGCUUACGUUAGCACCUGAUAUUGUAGUAGAUCAAUUCUGGGAAAAGGUUUUGCCUAAUUAUAUAAGCCUUUUGAGUAACGAUUCAAAUUUGUCAAGUAAUAAUAAUAUAAAUAUGAUGAAUAUCGCAAAUUUUGAUUUUAGUUUAUCAAAAUCUUUAUUUAAUAAUCAUGGAAAAUUUUGGUCUAAUGAAAUUAAAAAUGAGAUAUUAUCAAGUUUUUAUAAAUUAUUAAAAUUUGGACUAUUCGAUAACACAUUUGAUACAAAUCAAUAUUGGUUUUUCAAUAAUUUUAUUUCAUCAGAACGUUCAAAAAAUACUUUUUUAAAAUCUGAAUCAAACAAUGGAAUAUCAAUAGUAGUAGACUUAACCCAACAAAAUAAUAAUCAAGAUAAUGAUUUAGUUGUACAACCACCACCACAUCCACUAACACAAACUUUACUUCCAUAUUUAUAUUCUUCUAAUGAAAGUUGUAGUGGUGGUGGUAUUCAUUAUCAAGAUACUUCAACUGUUAUAGGUCGUGUCAAUGAUUUAAAGAAUCAAUUAAAUAUUCUACAUUCAAUACUUCUAUCAUUGUGGUUAGACACUGUUCCGUCAGUAUUUUCUUCAACUUCAACUAUUAGUUAUUCGUCGCCUGCACUCCAAAUGUUACUUUUAGUAUUAAAAACUAUAAAUUUAUUAUGGAAAGCUUAUUUCAUUAAAAUGAAUCAGGAUUCGACAGAUAAACAAUUUAUUGAUUUUAAUCUAAAACAAAUUCUUAAACAUUUUUUGAUUUAUUUUCCAUUUGGGUCAAAAUCUUCUUUAAGAAAUGAUUCAAAGAGCUAA